GCUCGGACACACGGACAAUGGCGUUCGGGGGAUUCGCGUAGUCGAGAAAACGACGCCCAUGUCCCUCCGUUCCCUUUGUAUGAUGUAAACAAACGUAGCUCUCCCCUUUAGCUUUAGCCACCUAGCUCGCCUGGUUAGCCGGCUAAGCUCGCUAGCAUCCAAGUCAUUUGACCGAACUGAAUUACGCACACGGCUCCAACGUUAGCGCCGAAUUGUCGUCGACCGGAUUCAACUAGACACCGCUUGUUCGGUGUUGUGAAAACUGUAGAGAAACAAGCGGGCCAACACAUGUAAAAUGGUCCGGUGCUGUCAGGGGGUCGCACGGUAGUGCUGCUUUUUCUUGUAGCUGCUAUUUGGACGUGAUUAUGUGGCAAACAACAAGCCAAACUUGGCGUUGGACGCUAAGCCUCCUGCAGUCAAGUGCAGAACAAGCUGAAGUCCUCACAGAAGGAUAAAGUUCGCCAGUUUAUGAUUUUCACCCAAUCCAACGAGAAGACCGCGCUGACCUGUCUGUCACAGAAUGACUGGAAGCUAGAUGUCGCCACGGACAAGUUUUUCCAAAAUCCAGAGCUCUAUGUUCCCAACGUGAAGGCAGCCUUGGACAAGAAGAAACUUGAGCAGCUGUACAACAGAUACAGAGAUCCUCAUGAUGACAACAAGAUCGGCAUUGACGGGAUCCAGCAGUUCUGUGACGACCUGGCUUUGGAUCCGGCCAGUAUAAGUGUCCUGCUCAUAGCCUGGAAGUUCCGGGCCGCGACACAGUGCGAGUUCUCAAAACAAGAAUUCAUGGAUGGCAUGGCGGAACAGGGGUGUGACAAUAUAGAGAAGUUAAAAGCUCAGCUGCCAAAGAUGGAGCAAGAGUUAAAAGACAUGGGGAAGUUUAAGGAUUUUUACCAGUUUACAUUUAAUUUUGCAAAGAAUCCUGGUCAGAAGGGUUUGGAUUUAGAAAUGGCAAUUGCAUAUUGGAAUUUAGUACUGGCUGGAAGAUUCAAGUUCCUGGACUUGUGGAACAAAUUUUUAGUGGAGCACCACAAAAGAUCAAUUCCUAAAGACACUUGGAACCUCUUACUAGACUUCAGCACAAUGAUCACAGAUGACAUGUCGAACUACGAUGAGGAAGGAGCAUGGCCUGUCCUUAUUGACGACUUUGUGGAGUUUGCACGGCCACACAUCGGAACCAGAAGUACAGCAGUGUAAGGGCUGCUCUCCCUCAAGGAACAUCCACGUGAGGUUUUCUACAAAGCGUAGAGCGCAGUGAACGGCGGACAAGGGGACCACACUGAGCUGAGAACUAUGUUGCCUUUUCAACCCUCAGGACUGAAAUAUUUUACACAGCAGAGACUUUAUAUAUGUGUGUGUGUGUGUGUGUGCGUAUGUACAUAUAUAAAAAGGCAUAUCUCUUUGUUGUUCGACUUGUGGUGGUUUGGAACUUUUAUCUUAAGUAUUGGGAUUUUUGUGUGCGCUCCAGCCAACUACAGAGGAGCCACCGUCUUUGCCCAUGUGGCUGGGCUCCGCUCAGAAGCAGGUAGAUGGACACACUUUCGAAUUUUUACAUAGACACGGGGGUUCGCGAGGGAUUGUUGGUCCUUUAAAUAUUGAAUUUUAACAACUCUUGUGUGCGUUCCUGAUUUUUGCUUUUGUUUUAUAAUACAUUUGUGUGACAAGUCAGUAUAAAACAUUGAUUGUAAUUUUUUAAGCAUAAUGCUGUCUGUUUCAACACAAAUGUAUAAAGAUAAAAUAAAUGUUUCAAUUUGGUAUCUUUAAAGUUGCCGGGCCUAUGUGCUUUUAAUUAAAGAGCAGAAGUUUGUAGUACUGAGGAGUCAUUCCCAGUAAGCCAGUAAAGAGAAGAUCCACACACCCAGAAGCUCCCGUUAAAGGAUCUUGUUUGCGUGUGCAAAUCGUCUCUUUUUCCAACUUUCUGCGAUUUUUUUCUCAAAUGUUGUACUGGAUGUGCUCGGCAGCAGGACAACGUGAGGCGCUCGUGUCUCGCGCUGCCUCCCUGUGGCGACAGCGUUGACGGGGCGCGCGCUGUUGCUAAGGGCGACUGACAACAAACGACGGCUGCGUCAGGUGUCUGAGCUGCAGUGAUGGAACAAGAAACUGCCAGAGAUUCUGCCUGGAAUCAAAUAAUCUGUAUUGAAUUCAAAUGAAGCUCUAUUAUUAAUGAA
This is a messenger RNA of Scophthalmus maximus (turbot), 2168 nucleotides long. RefSeq names its product DCN1, defective in cullin neddylation 1, domain containing 1 (S. cerevisiae) (gene dcun1d1). Bases 469 to 1197 code for a protein of 242 amino acids. NCBI's taxonomy places the organism in Eukaryota, Metazoa, Chordata, Actinopteri, Pleuronectiformes, Scophthalmidae. The record is from RefSeq and is a predicted model, not a curated record. Gene Ontology annotation, molecular function: ubiquitin conjugating enzyme binding; cullin family protein binding; ubiquitin-like protein binding. The transcript has 7 exons. Gene Ontology annotation, biological process: protein neddylation; positive regulation of ubiquitin-protein transferase activity. Gene Ontology annotation, cellular component: ubiquitin ligase complex.